This is a messenger RNA of Acanthosepion pharaonis, 645 nucleotides long. Lineage: Eukaryota; Metazoa; Mollusca; Cephalopoda; Sepiida; Sepiidae. The record is from the annotation of a GenBank genome assembly.
AUGGUUGUGAUUCCCGCUUCUUUUCUGGAUACUAUCAUUGACACACGGGGUGUCGUCACACUUUUUUCCUUCGACAAAUCUUUCUUUUUUUCCUUCGUCGAAUCUUUCUUUUUUCCUUCAUCAUAUCUUUCUUUUUUCUUUCGUCAUAUCUUUCUUUUUUCCUCCGCCAUAUCUUUCUUUUUCCCUUUAUCAUAUCUUUUUUUUCUUUCAUCAUAUCUUUUUCCUUCGUCAUAUCUUUCUUCUUUCUUUCGUCACAUCUUCCUUUUUUCCUACGUCAUAUCUUUCUUUUUUCCUUCUUACUUUUCUUUCUUUUUUCUUUCUUUUUUCUUUCUUCCUGUCUUUUUUGCCAUCAUCAAAACCUUCUAUUUUUCAUUCUUCUUAUUUUUUUAUCAAAUCUUCAUCUCUUUCUCUUUUCGUCAAACUGGCUUUUUUCUUUCUUCAUAUCUUUUUUUUCUUAUUUUACUUAUUCUUUCUUUUCUUUCGUUUGUCUGUAUUUUUUUCUUCAUGCCUUUUUUUCUUUUCAUAUAUUUCUUUUUCUUCAUAUUUUCCCUUCUUCCAAUAUUAUUGAUUAUUUUCUUCUUGCCUUUCAUUUUCUUUUAUUUCGCAUUAGUUAUGUCUUUCCUCUUAAAAGCCUCUCAGACUUGA